Messenger RNA from Daphnia carinata, 1390 nucleotides. RefSeq names its product GTP-binding protein 10-like. The record is from RefSeq and is a predicted model, not a curated record. Gene Ontology annotation, cellular component: mitochondrion. Lineage: Eukaryota; Metazoa; Arthropoda; Branchiopoda; Diplostraca; Daphniidae. Gene Ontology annotation, molecular function: GTP binding; GTPase activity; magnesium ion binding. The transcript has 7 exons. The coding region runs from base 102 to 1283 and encodes 393 amino acids.
AAUUGUCUGCUAGAACGUGGAAUUACAAACGAACAAAACACAUUUCAAAUACUCAGUUAAGAAAAAAAAUUUCCUUAAAGACAAGUUACGACAUACUCGUUAUGGUGUUCUGCACAGUUUUAAGGUUUUGCAGUAAGAAAGCACGAGGAAAGGGCAGUGGAAAAUUCAUUGACUCGCUGCGCUUGGUGGUCCGUGGUGGACCUGGUGGUAUGGGUCAUCCGAAAUAUGGUGGUGUUGGUGGUAGAGGAGGAAAUGUCAUUUUAGUUGCUGACGAAGAAAUGACCCUUAAUAAAGUACUUCACAAAGUGCCUGCAAGACUAGUAAAGGCUGCAGAAGGAGAAAAUAGCCAUGCCCACAGGUUGUGUGGAGACCAUGGAGCCGAUUUUAUAUUACCAGUUCCUACAGGAAUAUCUGUAUUUUCUACAACUGGUGUUAAACUUGGAGACUUAAAUAAGGCUAAUGAGCAAGUAAUAGUUGCUAAAGGAGGACUUGGAGGGCAACCAGCUUCCCAAUUCAAUGGGUUGAAAGGAGAGGAACUAAAAGUUGUCCUUGACUUGAAAUUGAUUGCUGAUAUUGGUCUAGUAGGUUUCCCAAAUGCAGGCAAAUCAUCCUUAUUAAAAUCCAUAUCCAGAGCGAAACCUCGUGUUGCAGCCUACCCUUUUACCACACUGAAACCUCAACUGGGUGUUAUCACGUACGACGACUUCAGACAAAUAACAAUGGCCGACUUACCUGGGCUUAUCGAGGGUGCCCACCAGAAUCGGGGUCUAGGUUAUCGCUUUCUUAAACACAUCGAGCGAACAAAGCUUCUAGUCUUCAUGGUAGACAUAAAUGGCUUCCAACUAAGUUAUGAAUAUCCUCACCGGCAGCCGUUUGAGACUGUGGCUCUGCUGAACAAAGAGUUAGAACUUUAUGGUAAAGAUAUUCUUUCUAAGCCGACAUUGCUUGUUGUCAACAAAAUGGAUACAGAAGGAGCGGAGGAAAAGUGGAAGAAAUUGAAAGAUUUACUUAGUAACUACAAAGAGAACAUUCGUCUACUACCAAAAGUAAUGCAACCCCAACAACCGAUAGCGUUCGACGAGAUUUGGAGUAUAUCUGUUCAGCAAGAUCCCGAAGCGGUCCGUACGCUAGCUCUCAAGCUUCGACAUCAUUUAGACAUUCAUGCGGAUUACGAAAGAAGUCAAUUGCCAAUCCAACAGAUAGCAGACGGUAUUAAAGACAUGAAACAAAGACACCAAAUUCAAAAUGAAUUAACAGAACACAGUUCCUCAAAUUUAAUGUGAUUGUAAGUAUUUCGAUUAGAGAUGUUUUAAACAUAAUGAAGGCAAUUAAACGUUAACCAUGUUAAAUGUUAAUGAUCCUGUGGAAGAUAAAAUAUAGCUUUUACCCU